This is a messenger RNA of Caretta caretta (loggerhead turtle), 9229 nucleotides long. RefSeq names its product spermatogenesis associated 13 (gene SPATA13). Gene Ontology annotation, molecular function: protein binding; guanyl-nucleotide exchange factor activity. The record is from RefSeq and is a predicted model, not a curated record. Lineage: Eukaryota; Metazoa; Chordata; Testudines; Cheloniidae.
ACUCCCCUGUGAAAUAUGAUGUCUGGACACACCCUCCAAAGCCUUGUUUGGAUUCAGUGGCUAUGAAGGUGACAGAUCAAAGGGAGUUACAUCUCUCAGGAGAGUCCCCUCCUAACUUCUCUACUUUUGAGCAUGCAAGGGGCUGAGGAUGUGGUGAUGCUGGUUGUGGUGGCGACAGCCAGGAGCUGAUCUCUGAAUUGUUUUGUGGUUGAGCAAGACUUUACUUUCGUUUGGUGUUUUUCUUUUCCUUUUUUGUACUGUUUGUCUAAUGGCUAAACUGCUCCAAGGACCAGCCCUGUAGCACUUCUCAGGAGUGCUGGGAAAGAGUUUGUCUGUGAGAGCUGUCAUCACUCCCAACUUGGCAGUGAAGUCUGGAGAGCUCAGUUCACACCGUAGAUGUGAAAACAAGGCAAGAAGAGGUGCACUAGAUGAAGGGCUGGGACAGCUGAGGAAGAUGGUAUUGUGGAUCUGAGCUAUAGUACCCUCUUCCCUCAUACUUAUGGCAUUGGGGACAUGACAACAUUUCAGAAUGGCUGUGGAAAUGGCACCACUGUUACCUGUAUAGUAAUGGAUAAUAAAGAACCAAGAAGUAUAACUAGCCAUGGGGGAUGCAAUAGCGACACCAAAACUGAAGAGGAAAUACAAGAUGACAAUCUCAGCCCUUCAAAAAUCAUGCGCUUUUUCUCUGCCCCUAGGAAACGAACUACCGCCAACUCCGAAAGGCCUCGUUCUCUGAUUGUGAUGGGCAGCUCUUCAACGUGGAAUGCUUUGUCGUCCAUUAGAAAAAUGGGAUCGUUCAAGAAAUUAAAAUCUUCAGUUCUUCAAGGAAUUCAGGCCAGAGAAAGCUCAGAUGUCUUAAAUGAGAACACUGUGGGAAAACAUGUCUCGAAUGGUGGAGUGGUGAGAGUUCAGACUAACCGGUAUUCUUAUUCGGGGCCUUUACAUGAUUUCCAUAAUGCAGUGGAUGGUUUGGCUUCUGAUUGCUCUGAUGUAGAGGAAAGUGAUGAUUCCUUCCUGAGGAACACUCACCGAUCACGCAGUAUCAGACGCGCCUAUGGUGUUGGCCGCAUCAAUUUAUUAGACACUGAUAAAAUUCAGAGUCAGCAGAACUGCACCAGGCCAACAUCUCCCAUCACCCAGGAGCCAAAGAUCUGUGAAAUUUUAGUGAAAGAUCCUGAAAACAACAGGAUUAUCUACAGGAGAAGCAAAAGCACAGAUAACUUAAACUUUUUGAAAAAGAGCUCAUUCAAACGAAAGUCCACCUCAAAUCUCACUGACCUCAAGAUUGCAAGUGAAAAGCAAGUGCCACAAAGGACAGUAAGCACUUCCUUUGCUGACUCGGACAAAGCCAGUGGAAACCCAGAGAGACGGUCAAAACGCUGGAAGAGCCCUAUCAGAGCAAAGGAUUUUGACAGAGUUUUGAAACUUGUAAGCAAUGUUACAGAUGUUGCAUGGAAAAAAGAUGGUCCUAAGAGCACGACUCCUCCUCUGAACGAACAAAACCAGAGAACAAGGCCAAACAGCAGACUACAUGAUGACUAUUCCCGCAGGGUUUCUAGUAGCAAUGAAAAUGACAGACGGAGGUGCAUUUCCCCUGUGUGCAGUCCAGAUUCUAUCUUUUCUGGAACUCCGCAUCUUCAUAGUCCAACUGUUCCUCAGGAUACAGACACUGAAACAAAUGUAUUUACUGGUGAAACUGACACCCUUAGGACAUUAUCAUGCGUCCUAGAUGAUGUUAGUUCAUCACACGCUUUUGACAACCUUAGUGCACUUCCUAAUGAAGUGUUUUAUGUAGACUCUGAUGAACCAAAAAGUUCCAGUCAGUUUAUGUGUGAAUCUGAGCAGCCUAGCAUUCCUCUUAGGCCCACUGCCCCUAAACCUCAGAGCCCCAGUGCUGAGAAGGUCAAGUGCAAUAUUAAUUUCCAUUGCCCAGAUCGUCACAGCACGUUGUCACUGAGCUCAAUGGAAAGUGAGGAAAGAGUUGAGUUACCUGCCCCGAAGUUGGGGAGAAAUCCUGUUUGCUUCCAGGAUUCAGUGCAAACUGGGUACUAUGAUGAUGGAAAUGAAGACAGUGGCAUAAGCAGCCACUCUCAGCUGAGCCUCAAUUUAGCUUCUGGUACUGAAGAAAAGAAGGAAGAGGUUGUUGUUGAUGACCAGUGGAGUAUGUCCCCAUCCCAGGAUGAAGAAAGGACAGAUGCACAAAAGUUCACUCCCAGAAGAUGGGGCUCUGGAAAAAGAUCUCGGCCAAGGCCACUCUCAGACUAUGGUCAGUUGGCAAUCAGGAGUUUCUCAAUACCAGAAGAUUCAGUUCCAGUGGAGUCUCAGAAAACAGACUGUGUAGAUGGUGAAAGUCAGCCUGGAUUUGCUUCUGUGGAGUCUACAGCUCAAAUCAGUACAGUAGGUCACCAAAGAGGGCGAAAACGAAGACCCAUCUCUUUAAUAGGUGGGAUCAGUUUCUAUGGGAACAGCCAGACAGAAGAAAUAGAAGAUCUGCUGACACAACCAAUAACAAGGCCACCUGUUCCAGCCCACCAAGUUCCCCCAUAUAAAGCUGUUUCAGCCAGAUUCCGGCCCUUCACCUUUUCACAAAGCACCCCCAUUGGCCUGGAUCGAGUGGGACGGAGGCGGCAAAUGAGAGCAUCUAAUGUUGUUACAGAUGGUGGAACUGAAUCUUCUGCCUUAGUUGAUGACAAUGGUAGUGAGGAGGAUUACAGUUAUGAGGAGCUCUGCCAACCCAGCCCUAGAUACCUGCAGCCUGGAGGGGAACAGCUAGCAAUUAAUGAGCUGAUAAGUGAUGGCAGCAUGGUCUAUGCAGAGGCACUGUGGGACCAUGUGACUAUGGAUGAUCAAGAGCUGGGUUUUAAAGCUGGGGAUGUCAUCCGAGUCCUUGAAGCUUCCAACAAAGACUGGUGGUGGGGAAGAAAUGAAGACAAGGAAGCCUGGUUUCCAGCUAGCUUUGUCAGGCUACGAGUUAAUCAGGAAGAACUACCAGAAAAUUGUGGUAGCAUCCAAGAUGAAGAGCAACAUGCAGAUGCUAGUAAACAUCGCCAAAAAAUUGCUGAAAACAAGGAUCAGAUGAGAACCAAUGUUAUACAGGAAAUAAUGAACACGGAGAGAGUCUAUAUCAAACAUCUCAAGGACAUCUGUGAGGGAUAUAUUCGGCAGUGUCGUAAACAUACAGGAAUGUUCACCACGGCUCAGUUAAACACCAUUUUUGGAAACAUUGAAGAUAUUUACAAAUUCCAAAGAAAGUUUCUGAAAGAUCUUGAGAAACAGUACAACAAAGAGGAACCUCAUUUAAGUGAAAUUGGAUCCUGCUUUCUUCAACAUCAAGAAGGUUUUGCCAUCUACUCAGAAUAUUGUAACAAUCAUCCCAGUGCCUGCCUUGAGCUUUCCAACCUAAUGAAACAGGGCAAAUACCGUCACUUCUUUGAGGCCUGUCGCCUGCUUCAGCAGAUGAUUGACAUUGCUAUUGAUGGCUUUCUCCUUACACCUGUUCAGAAGAUCUGUAAAUACCCUCUUCAGCUUGCAGAGUUACUCAAAUAUACGACCGAAGUGCACAGUGAUUAUAACAAUAUACAGGCAGCGUACGACGCCAUGAAGAAUGUAGCAUGCCUCAUCAAUGAGCGCAAACGAAGGCUGGAAAGCAUAGACAAGAUUGCAUGCUGGCAAGUGUCUAUUGUUGAUUGGGAGGGGCAGGAUGUUUUAGCCAGAAGCUCAGAACUGAUCCACUCAGGCGAAUUGACCAAAAUCUCAAAGCAAGGCAAAAGCCAGCAGAGGAUUUUUUUUCUUUUUGACCAUCAGCUUGUGUUUUGUAAGAAGGACCUGCUGCGAAGGGACAUGUUAUAUUACAAAGGUCGGAUUGAUCUGGAUGAGAUGGAACUUGUGGAUAUUGAGGAUGGCAAAGAUAAGGACUUUAACAUUAAUAUCAAGAACGCUUUCAAAACUGUGAAUAGAGCAACAGAAGAGGUUCAUUUGUUUUGUGCAAAAAAACAGGAAGAUAAGAAAAGAUGGUUGGAGGCAUGUGAAAAUGAAAGGCGAAGAGUGCAGGAAGACAAAGAAAUGGGAAUGGAAAUCUCAGAAAAUCAAAAGAAACAAGCCAUGCAAAAUGCCAGAAGAUCAAGGCAUGGAAAAAUUAAAGGUAUAAGUUAUAAUGGAUGUCCCAUGCCUCCUCCACACCAGAGUUUACAUCCUAUUCAUCAACGCCACAUCACUGUGCCCACCAGCAUUCCACAGCAGCAGGUCUUUGCCCUGGCAGAACCCAAACGAAAGCCAUCCCUUUUCUGGCACACUUUCAACAAACUUACCCCAUUCAAGAAGUGAGAGGGCUGAAGUCAUUGGAAGGACACUGGCUGAAGGAGAGAUGUCUUCUUGAGAAGAACCUUUGGGAUGCAGCUGAAUAUGUUUGAGCUGGAAAACUGUGAAUCCUCUCUUUUGGAGGGAAAGACUUAGGCUCUGCCUGAGCCAAAACAUCACCUUUGUCUAGAAGGAAAAUGAAGUUCAUGAGGUUCUAUGACGAAGAAUCCAGAUGGUUCUGAAGUAAAUGUUGACAUGCAUCAAUAAGCAUUGCUAAUGAGGAGCACAUUACUUGGUGACAAAGGCAAAUUGCUGUUAUUCUAUAGUAGCAGCAUCUAAUCUCUCUUUUUAGUCACACUUCAUUAAUGGUAGGGUCAUUUGAACAUUUCAUUUUUCUUAAUAGUGAAUUGAUGGCCAAAUUUAGGAUUAGGAAGGAAUUCUUCCCUCAGGACAUAUUGGCAAGGGAUUUUAGGAGAAUUUUCUCCGUCCUUUGGAUCACUGAGCAGGGGUCAUCCAUCAGGAUCAGGUGAGUGAAUCCCACCUGAUUUCACUUGAUGUGAUGCAGAAACUAAUGGACCUCAACACUUCCUGUCUUUUUCAAUGUUCCUGUACAUUUGCCAAAUGGCAGUAGGAAGUCCCGCAAGGCCUUAUCUUCUAGGUUAGAAUAGAGAAAUUUUUUGACUCCAUAUUACGGAAAAAUGAACAAAAAAAGACUGCAAGGAUUUAUGUAUUUACUGCAAUAAGGACCGGAAAGAGGAAGGACCCACCGAAUGAUUCUUUCCAACCAAGGUACCAUACUGCAUUCUUGUAUGCGCUGCCAUAUACAUUUCAUUUCUUGCCCACACCUCCUAUCCUGUGAGACUCGUCUCUGUAAUUCCAAUAUGGCUGUGUUUCAGUAUAAAAACUAAAGUGUUUUGUUUUUUUAAUCAAAUGAAGAUAAUGUGAACAUACAAAAAUGCCAGGUUAAGGAACCAUGAGAGACUACUAGAUAGUUUUGGUUAUAUAAUUCACACUGUAAAUUCUGUCUGCAUACAACUUUCCAGAUAAAGUCUAUGAACUGUAACAAAAGUUUCCAUCAAGUUCCUGAAGCUGUCUUUGAUUCUGAACCUCUUACACAUCAGUCAAGUGACAGUGGGGUUUUAUUACUUCAAAAUGUUAAAGAGAAAAUGACACCAGUAUUGACAAAGGACAUUGGUGGAAUCAGAAAUGGGCUUUGACUGAGAACCAUCAGUUUCUCUUGGAGAAGGAUGACCUUUUUUUGUGCUAAGGUCAGCUCUGGCCAGAAUCUGUAGUAUAUGGUUUGCACUGCCCUAUUUUGCUUUGCUUGUGACAUGAAGUUGAUUUGAAAGAAUACCCUUAAAAAAAAUCCAGUAUGAGAAAACAGUAUCUUGGAACUGGCAGCACUGAUCAUUUUUCUCAGUGGUCAUGUGUAAUGCUAAUGAGAGUUAUUAACAAGUAUGGAGGAGAGACUCCACAGGUUUCAGCACUGGUUUGUAAAGGAUUAAUUUCAAAUAUUUUCCCAUUACAAGAUUCCUAUGCUGCUGCUAAGGGGCAUUAUCUAAUAAUAAAGGCAGUUCCAGGAGUGUUCUUUGACAAAUGAACAUAAUCUUCCUUGCCAUGAAUGUGUAAAAAUAUGUGAAGAACAAAUAAUAGGUUAACGGGCAGGCAUCUUAUGGACAAUGUAAAAAGCCUUAUUUUAAACUUUGCUGUUGUUAUUCUCUCUGUUUUUACUUGUAGCCAGUCUUGUAGAGUCCAAAAGUUGGAGUGUAAAAUAAUUUAAUAACCAUGGUAGCUUCUACAAAGCAUGAACAAGCUCACUAAGGAUGCACACUAAUAAAUGUUUGUCAAUAGAUGUGUUAAAAAAAUACUUCAAUUUUUGAUGGACACAGACAUGACCUUUUACUAACAAGUGGUUUUAACUUUAAGUGAUGCAUUUUGGGAACAGUACAUUUGAAAUGCCUUCUGUAUAUAGCUUAUCAAUAACUGGGAAGAUCUGCUGAUGCUGAACUCAAUUAUCCAGUGUGUGGUGAACCUUAGUGCUUGUGUUUUUUUCAUAUUUAUUGAUGGAGUGAAAACCUGAAAUGUUUACGAACUGCUUCAUGGCAGAUCAAAUUAUUCACAGGCAUUUUUUUUUCUAAGCAAUUUGGAUUGAUCUAAUUUGGAAAAAAAAGCGUGCGGGAAAGUCAGCGAAAUAACUUGCUGGGUGCUUUGAGGGUAUUUUUUUAAUAUCUGUGUAAAAUAAGCCACCUCCUUUCAGAUUUUUUAAAGAUAAUUCUGAAUGUUCAGUGUAAGUAUAAGGACUAUAUUUCCAGAUCAAGGCACCUAAACUUGUGCUCCCACUAAAAUGGGGUAGCCAUGUUGUAUUUCUCAGUAGCCAUUUGUCUUAACAGUUGCCCAGUUCUGCUGUAGGAGUGCAAGUUAUGCGCAUGCAACUGGCAUGCAGACGUUUUUGAAGUCCUAGCUUCUCCACACACAUUUGGAAAGUUUUGUCCUAGACACAAGAAAAGACUCUUGGGCUGCACUGUACACCCAGCUGUUCCUCCACCCCGUCAGCUUUCUAUGUCAUACUGGCAUGAGCCUAAAGUGUUUGAGAGGCGCAUCCAUGGUUACACACUUGUCUUAGAUAAAACUUAUUCCACUCCAAAAAGCUAGUUCCUGUGGCAAUAGUGGAAAGAAAAUUAGAUUUCUGAAUGUACUUACUCAUAUGUGAAUACCUACAAAGACUCUUCUUUGCAUAGCAGUGCUUAGCCUUGGGAAUGAAGGCAAAAGUUUGAAUGUGUUUUUUGGAUGCACGAGUUCCUUUCUUCAGGAGAACCUCAUUCAUUUCAACGAGAUGCAAGGCAAAGCAUUUCAUGAUGCAGAUUAUUCAGGAUAGGUUUUAUGUACAGUAUAUUGCAUUUUAUCUGGUUUAUUGGUUUAUCAUCUUCUGUGUGUCUUUCCAUGCAGCCUAAUCCUGCACCAGGUGGGAAAAAGAGAGAGCAAUAUGGCAUGUUUAUGUACAUUUUAUUGGCUAAUUUAUUCAUCCGUGGUCUAAGAAUGUGCUCACUUGAUGGCAGGAUGACACAAAAUGGGCCAAAGGGAGACUCCAUCACAGGGUUUUGAAGAUAUCAUAGUUAAACACUGUUACAUUAUCCAACAAUCAAAGCACCUAUUAACCAAGAAGUUCAGCAUGAUUGUAGAGUCUUCAUGGAAGAACAGUUGCAAAUUAAAUACGAUGGCUAGUAGUUUAUCAAAAUUUACCUUGAAAAGAACUUUGUUAUUGUCUUACUCCUGAUGAAAUGGCUUUUCAUGUGCAUAUCAACAGAAAAAUCAGAAUUCAAUAGCUGUUAAUUUCAUCCCACUUUUCUUUGCUUUAAGUUAUUUCAUGUUCUAGUGCAACAAUUAAGCACAGCUGUGCCUCAUGUAGACAUAGCACAGCCAGGGAGAGCCUUCCUUAUUACCUAUUGAGCAGAUAACCUCAGACUUUUAGCUUGAAAAGCAUUAAAACAAUCUUCCUUGAAUGUGUUUCCUUUGGGUUAGGAUAAUGCCAAAAUGUAUCUGCAUCUAAGAGAUUUGAUCUUACUACAAAAUAAGUUUGUUUUACAAGUGGCUUUUGCCAUGCUGAAUUGCACAUUGAUUUUUAACAGUAAAAAGCAACGAAGGAGUUUGAAGAUAGACUACGUGAAUAUUCCGCAUUUAGUUAUUUUUUAUAUUAUCAAAACUUGGAGUUUGGGAGCCAAAGGUUCUUAGCCAUAACGAAUACAGUACCUUUCAUUGAUGGCCUUUCUUUUUCUAUGUCUGUGGCAUUUGUAUUUACGAGAUACUUUCUGAAUGAUCCUGUAAUUUAAGACUUUUUGUUGUAAAUAUUAGAGAUGACUUACAUAUGUAUUUUACUUGACAAAUGUUUCUGUAACAUUUUAUCUUAUGUACAUGCUUUGUGCAUUUUACCAUCUGCGUGCUGUUACACAUUGUAAAUCAAGUGUCAUGGCUACAGAACAGAUGAAUUGGCUGUUGACAGCUAAAGUACAAUGUAUAGGACUGCGGUGACUUCUUCUGAAGUAAUCAGUGUGUUGCAAGAUUUAUUUCCACUCAGUACGUGGUUUGUCAAAAUGAAUCUAUUUUCUGGAAAUGAGUACAAACCUACAUUUGUAUUAUUUUGUUCUCACUGUAUGUUUUAAUUAAAUAAUGUACAAAGCUGAAAUUCCUCAGCAGUUUGUCUUAUAAAAUUAUAUUGUGCAGUUUUUAAAAAUGGUGGCUGGUUUUGUUGUCUCUUAAAUCUUUUCACUGGGAUUUUAAAUACUUCUAAUAUCACAUUUCUUUAGAGCAAAAAUGUAAUGUCCUCCUCUAUUGGUUUUAUGAUUGUACCCAUUUACACUGUAUAGCCUGGAUUAAUUUUAAACAAAACCACUUAAGUUUGACUCCAGAUUUUAACUCUUCAUCAUUAAGAAAAUAUUUUAAACCUGGUUUUGCCCCAAUUACAUGUCUCUACCAUCAUUGCUCCUUGCCACCUUUCGUCAGACAGACAGUACCCAUCAGUCCCCCUUGGAAGUAAAUAAAAGUGUAGCAUUUUCUGGCACUAAUGAAAUUGGUGCUGAACAGAAGAUAAUUCCGUUUUGCAGCAACUUUUGGGGUUUCAAAAUUUUCCCUUCCACAUGGGAAUAAAAACAAUAUUUUGAACAUUUUUUCAAAAAUGGAAUUAUGUCAGGGGAGGUGUGUGUGUGUGCAUGCACAUGCAAGCUAUGGGCUGGACAGCGGGUAGAGUUGUAGGAGACCCAAGUCCAAAUCCCUGCUCUGCCUAAUUCAGAGCAGUUUUUUAUCCCAGAUUUCUCUGCUUCAGGCACAGAAGGGACUUAUCACAACUGGGAUGUGGGCAGUCUGACUUAGUGGUUGGAGCAGGAUUUGGGAGUCAGGCCAAGAUAUAUACUAGGUCAGAGGGCAAACUCAGUGUCAGGAG